CACACGAACCGAACCCGAUACAGAGAGGAAGGAAAAGUCAUUGGAGUGUCUGCUUACCUGUCUCUGAGCCCCAUCCUGGCCCCUUCUCCCCCAGCACUUUCCCUUUCUCUUUCUCUAAAUGCAUGUCCUCUUGCUCCUGGCUCCUCCCAUUGAAUAACUGCCAAAUAGCUUUGUUUUGUUUCAUAGUAAAGUCCUUCCCAGUGAAGAGAACUUCCUGGUUGGUGUGAGGAGCAGCCGGGACCACAGAGGUGGUGGAGAGAUGGCCCCCAUCUGCGACCAGCUUUCCUUCGUGAACCCAGUCAUCCCCUUCUCUAAGGCCACACAAGGGGGUGACCGGUACACCCUCCGGUAUGGACAUCACAUCAUUAUCAAAGGGAUGUUUCUUCAGUCCUGUGGAACCAGGUUUGCUGUGGACUUCCAGACGGGCUUCAGUGACAAUGACAUUGCCUUCCACUUCAACCCUCGGUUUGAAGAGGGUGGGUAUGUGGUCUGUAACACCAAGCAGAAAGGACAGUGGGGGCCGGAGGAGAGGAUGAUGACAAAUCCCUUCCAGAUGGGAAUUCCUUUUGAGAUCAGCUUCCUGGUGGAGAACUCUGGAUUCCAGGUGAAGGUGAAUGGAAAGGAGUUUACGAAGUACACACACCUCGUGCCUGUACACCAUGUGGACACCAUCUCCUUUACCGGUGGUGUGGAGGUGAAACAGAUCAGCAUCGAGGACACCUGUGCAGUCCCUGUCCAGAGGAUGAUCUCUGAGGUGCAGUCCUACCCCAGUCUCUAUGACUCACCUGAGUCCAAAGAGCAGAAACCAAAACCUCCAAGUUACUGGCAGGCCACUGCAGCUCCCAUUAUGCAAAAGGUCAUCCCUGGACUCAAGUGCCCUGUAAGUCUGCCAGCUCCAGUCAGUACACAACCUCGCUCCCUCUUGCUGGUACAAGUCAGCUGGGAGCCCUGGAGUUCAUGGAGCUGCCUGUGGAGGGGCUGAGGGCAGGUGGCCAUGAUGGGGUCUGGGAGGCAGGAAGUUGCACCAAGGCUGACAGGAGAGGGCAGGGGAAUGGGAGAACCCAGGGGCGGAAGUCUCACACUGGAGCAUCCCCUCUAGAGUGCGUGGGGUCCUGGGGGCAGGCGCAAUCCCACACUGAAUUCCUGAUCUCUUUU
Molecule: messenger RNA, 1155 nt
Organism: Myotis daubentonii (Daubenton's bat)
Lineage: Eukaryota; Metazoa; Chordata; Mammalia; Chiroptera; Vespertilionidae
Product: galectin-9-like
Exons: 7
Coding region: 260-982 (240 amino acids)
Molecular function (GO): carbohydrate binding
Source: RefSeq, a predicted model, not a curated record